Molecule: messenger RNA, 913 nt
Organism: Cucurbita maxima (winter squash)
Lineage: Eukaryota; Viridiplantae; Streptophyta; Magnoliopsida; Cucurbitales; Cucurbitaceae
Product: nucleoside diphosphate kinase
Exons: 7
Coding region: 75-758 (227 amino acids)
Biological process (GO): CTP biosynthetic process; GTP biosynthetic process; UTP biosynthetic process
Molecular function (GO): nucleoside diphosphate kinase activity
Source: RefSeq, a predicted model, not a curated record
AUAUAAAACUGCGGGCGAAAGAACUUUGCCUCUGUACAUACCUUUUGGAUUGGGCGUUACAAUAGGAAGGCGAAAUGGAUGCUUUGGCCGUAUUCGGAACAGGUGCUCCGCUGCUUCUCCGGCCGCGGACGAGAACCUUCUGCAGCUUAACCUACUCUCGGACGACUGCACUGCGCCGCUGCGACCAUCUUUCAGCAUUCCCUUCGAAUUCUCAUCUCUUCUACAAAUUUACUACACGUUCUCGUGCUGCUUCGGUUGCCAAUGAAUCCUUUAUCUUUUUGCCUCAUUUGGUUGCCUCCCUGGAGCGAGUCGACCAGACUUACAUUAUGGUGAAACCUGACGGCGUUCAACGUGGUCUUGUUGGAGAGAUAAUUUCGCGAUUUGAGAAGAAAGGAUUUAAGCUUACUGGUUUGAAGCUCACGCAAUGCUCAAAGGAUUUGGCUGAGGAACACUAUAAAGAUCUUAAGGGGAAGUCCUUUUUUCCUGGUUUAAUUGAGUACAUAACAUCAGGCCCUGUUGUGUGUAUGGCAUGGGAGGGUGUUGGCGUUGUGGCCUCAGCACGUAAGUUAAUCGGAGUUACGAAUCCUCUUGAAGCCGAGCCAGGAUCGAUAAGAGGGGAUCUUGCUAUUCAAAAAGGAAGGAAUGUGAUUCAUGGGAGUGAUAGUCCUGAGAGUGGCAAGCGUGAAGUAGCCCUCUGGUUCAAAGAAGGUGAAUUGGUGGACUGGGAGCCAGCUCUUGCAUCAUGGCUGAUAGAGUGAUGUUGUCUAUGAAGCCUUCUCGUCCUCGGUGAGAAUUGUUGAUUAUUAUUCUUGUCUGUAAUCUUGAAUUAUAGAUUAAGAUUCCAGUAUAGAGUCCUGUAAUAAUCUUCCUCACAGACCCGUUUAUGCAAAAAGGAGGAAAUCCAUUUUGAAUA